This is a messenger RNA of Limulus polyphemus (Atlantic horseshoe crab), 1083 nucleotides long. RefSeq names its product cyclin-dependent kinase 7-like (gene Cdk7). Gene Ontology annotation, cellular component: transcription factor TFIIH holo complex; nucleus; cytoplasm. Gene Ontology annotation, biological process: positive regulation of transcription by RNA polymerase II; protein phosphorylation. The record is from RefSeq and is a predicted model, not a curated record. Gene Ontology annotation, molecular function: cyclin-dependent protein serine/threonine kinase activity; RNA polymerase II CTD heptapeptide repeat kinase activity; ATP binding. Lineage: Eukaryota; Metazoa; Arthropoda; Merostomata; Xiphosura; Limulidae. The transcript is spliced from 9 exons. Bases 203 to 934 code for a protein of 243 amino acids.
GUCCCCAUUUUGCUUCUCACAGCGACAUAUUUCAAUAAGAAAACCAAAGCUAGCAAUGAUCAAUCGUACGGAAGUAACAGUUUGUGGUAUUGAAAAUGAGAAUUAUUUCUAAAGUAAAAGAAAAAAAUUACAUCUGGUGACAGUAUAGUUUCACUCACUUUAACUAAGUGCAACUUUUUUUCUACAACUUCCUCAUAUUAAGAUGUCUGUAACGGAAGAUAAAUUGAAGAGAUAUGAAAAAAUUGAAUUUCUGGGCGAGGGUCAGUUUGCUACAGUGUACAAAGCAAAAGACAUUGAAACAGGAUGUAUAGUUGCAGUAAAAAAGAUUAAACUUGGUUCUCGAGCUGAAGCUAAAGAUGGAAUCAACAGAACAGCACUUAGAGAAAUUAAACUCUUGCAAGAAUUGUCUCAUACAAAUAUCAUAGGGUUGCUGGAUGUAUUUGGUCACAGGUCUAAUGUUUCCUUGGUAUUUGAUUUUAUGGAUACUGACUUAGAGGUUAUUAUCAAAGAUCCAUCAAUUAUCUUGACCACUGCUCACAUAAAAUCAUACAUGGUGAUGACUCUUCAAGGACUUGAGUAUCUUCACCUCAAUUGGAUUCUUCAUAGAGACUUAAAGCCUAAUAACUUGUUAAUAGAUAGGAAAGGAGUAUUAAAAUUGGGUGAUUUUGGUCUUGCAAAAUUUUUUGGAUCACCAAACAGAGUGUACACUCACCAAGUUGUAACCAGGUGGUAUAGAUCUCCAGAGCUUCUUUUUGGUGCUAGGAUAUAUGGAAUUGGAGUAGAUAUGUGGGCAGUAGGAUGCAUUCUUGCUGAGCUAUUACUUCGAGUACCUUUUUUUCCUGGUGAAUCAGAUCUGGACCAACUCAACAAGAUUUUUCAAGCUCUUGGAACACCUAAUGAAAAUAACUGGCCUACCCAGGUGAAGCAUGACUGAGUUGUUAGAAUGCUCAGACUGCAAAACCAAGGGUUCGAGGUUCACAACUCAUUGCUAAACAGAUAUGCUCCACACUUUGGAGCCAUGGGUGUGCUAUAAGAUUGGCAGUCAAACCCAACCAACCAAUCAGACAAGAAUAGCACAAUAGU